CUCUUCAAAAGACAGGCAACUAGUUUCUAAACGGCGUGUGAGAUAGAUUUCCCUCCACAUAGCAACAAUGGCAGCCUCCAAUACCAAUGUGAUACGGGUGCGAUUGUAUUUUGAUUACCCGCCGCCCUCGGUAUCCGACUGUCGCAUGUGCUGGGUGCUCGUCGAUCUGAACAAAUGCCGGGUGGUAGCAGACAUAGCCAGCGUAAUCAGGGAAAAGUUCGACUUCAGUCGCAGGAGCAUUUUGAGUCUGUUCAUUGAAGACUGCUACCUGCCGCACACAGAGAGCAUCUACGUAGUCCGAGACAACGACAGCAUCAGAGUGAAGGUGGACACCCUAACCCGUUCGAAUGGAAGUCAGUCGAACACAUCUGUUGUGAACGCCAAGAAGAAGAGGAGGAGAGAUGCCGAGGAGGAGGAGGAGGAGGCCACACAGAACCGAGUGAGUGAAGAGUGGAAGAAAAAGAAGAAGAGAAAGAAAGAGGGUCAGGAGGCCGAUUCCAACCAGGCUGCGGUUGAAGAGAGGAGGAAAGAAGACAAGAAGAAACAGAAGAAGAAUGAUAAGAAGGUGGCGACCAAAACCACUGCCUCGUCCACAGGACCCCCCCCCACCUCGUCUACAGGACCCCCUCCCACCUCGUCCACAGGACCCUCUCCCACCGUAGUCAAAGCGGACAAAAACACCAAGAAGGCUCCGGCGGCCACAGCAGUAUCUGUUAACGGUAAAGCCACAGCAAAGACCCCGACUGGGGAAGCGGACGACUCUUCUGAUCCCAGUGAAAGCAGUAGUGAGGAGGAGGCCCCCAGUAAAACCCUCAUGCAGAAACUACCCCCCAAAUCCCACUCUGCUAGCUCUACACCCCCUGUCACAUCUAAAGCCCCCCCUGUAGUUAAACCCCCAGCCCCCAAUAAGAAACCACGCCCACCUCCCUCGUCAUCCGAUUCGGACUCCUCAGACUCAUCGGGUGACGAUGCAUCUAGCAAAGCCACCACAGGCAAACUUCCCGUUAAAAACCAAACUCCUCUAUCCAAGCCUGCUGCCACUCCUACCACCAUACCCACAGGCUCCGGAGCUGGUCCUAGGGACAAAACCACCCCCCCCAAGCCCAGACCCAGCCUCCCUUCCUCAGGUCCCAGGACCUCUGUAUCCCCUGGCCAGAGAGCUAAUGCUCCAGGGCCAGGCUCUACCCCAGCAGUGCAAAAGGCCCACAGGAGGCCUGAGAGCCCAGGCUCUAGUAGUAGUAGCAGUGAGGAGGAGAUCCGGCUGGUUAUCAAACAACCGGGGAUGGGGGUGGGGAUGGGGAUAGUCCCUGCUAUGGCAGCAGAACCCACCUGGAGAGGCCGAGGCAGGGGAAGCCCUAGGGAUGUGGAGAGAGGUGGGGGUAGAGGGGAUGGAGGUUGGGGUGGUGGAGGUAGGGGGAUUAGAGGGGAGUGGGACAGGGGUCCUCGUGGUGGGGGUAGAGGUGGGGAGUGGGACAGGGGUCCUCGUGGUGGGGGUAGAGGUGGGGAGUGGGACAGGGGUCCUCGUGGUGGGGGUAGAGGAGGGAGAGGGGAAGAUAGCGGGGCAGGGGGAGGAGAUAAUGCAGGGUUUUAUUUCAACUAUGAAGGUGGACAGCGACAGCAGACUCAUCAGCAGCCCCCGUCCUACCAGAACGACUCCCUGAUUAACAGCUCUGUGGUGUUCCAGAACCAAUCAGAGAGUGUCCCCAAGAGGGACUACAGUGAGAUGCCCCUCCUAGCUGCUCCCCCUCAGGACGGACAGAAGAUCGCCUUCAAGCUGCUGGAGCUGACAGAGAACUACACGCCAGAGGUGUCUGAGUAUAAAGAGGGGAAAAUCAUUCAUUUUGACCACAGCACCAAACAGAUUGAGCUAGAACUGCUCUCUGCUCAUCAAGCCCCGGUGGAGCCGGGGAAGUUUGACCUGGUCUAUCAGAACGCUGAUGGGUCAGAGAGUGUGGAGUACGCCGUGUCCCGGGGCUCCAGGGUGACUGAACGUUGGGACUCACUGCUGGAACCCAGGCUAGUUGUUGGGAAUUUGAGCUGAGGAACAAGAUGGACGUUCUUGGUCGACUUGGCCCAGGCAUUUCUAAAACACUGGCCCCCCCCCCCCCCCCUUGAGUUCCCCAGUAUUGGCCAAAUUAUAAUAAUUUGGCACACAACCCUAAUUUAGACUGGGUUAAAGAUGGACCAGCCCAAAUCUGGAAUUUUCCGGAUCUGCCCCAUGGCCAGUCCGUUUCUGGUUGGGAGGAUGGACUGGGGCUUGUUCUGACACCCCCAUAGACGGUUUACCCUGGACCCAGAUGAAGCUGGAGAUGUUCCAUUGACUAUGAUUUUGUUUAGUUCAGGAGUAGAGCCUUAAUCUGGGUCUGGGAAACCAGCCUUACUGUCAACAUGUGGUUGACUCUACAGUCUCUCUGAUGAAGAGCUGUAUACGGGUAGAUAUUUUACCUUACCAAACCCCUUAUCCCAGCCUUACCCCUUUUUAUAUUACCCUGCUCCUCCCUACACUGGGGGUUUCAGCCUUAGGGCAGGCUUUUGUUCCAGCCCAACACAACAACAAAAAUCUGGUCAAUUCCACUUCAAGUCAACUAAUUCAGGAUAACAUUUUUUUAUGAAGAUUUGUUCAAUUCAAUAGUUUUGAGUUUCAGUUUAUUUCCUCAGUAAACAAGAGUUAAAAUGAAAUUGACCAGAACCUUGGAUUCAGCGACUCAAAGUCUGGAUUAAAGCUAUUGAUUAGUUUUAGUUCUGGGUGUGAUGAGCACCAUUUUAAUGACCCACUCAAACCUUCUAAUGUUGUAUUGUGGAAGAGAGGGUACAGGGUAGGUUGCGUAAGUACCGUCAAAUAUGUUAUUUAACCUUUGGUCUUGACUAGACACAUUGAUAUAACUGUGAAUGUCCCAUCUUUACUUUUUUUUUUAAUUUUUUUUUUUUACUUGUUUGUAAGAUAAUAAAGUUUG
Molecule: messenger RNA, 2954 nt
Organism: Salvelinus namaycush (lake trout)
Lineage: Eukaryota; Metazoa; Chordata; Actinopteri; Salmoniformes; Salmonidae
Product: coilin-like
Exons: 7
Coding region: 68-2041 (657 amino acids)
Biological process (GO): spliceosomal snRNP assembly
Cellular component (GO): Cajal body
Molecular function (GO): U2 snRNA binding; U1 snRNA binding
Source: RefSeq, a predicted model, not a curated record